AUGAAGGAGCUUGCGUUAGCCAGUCGGAUGACCAGAAGGAGGCGGCUGCUCUGGGUGGGUGUUCGUCUUGUGCGACACGGCACGUACUGUUCUGGUGUGAAUCGAUGUCGACGAGGAACGAGCCCCCGACAGCGGGGUUUUGACUACACUGCUCUCGAGGUCGCAGAAACAGGCGGAAAGUUACACUCAAGGCCUGUCGAACAUGCCUUGGAAUAUCCUGCUGUCCACACCCGGACAAUGACAGUCUCUCAAUAUUCUGGUAAGCCAAAGGUCUCGGAUGGUGUUAUGCUGAAGUGUUUCGUCACUGUACGAUACGAUGCGAUACGGUCAAGCGGGUAG
Molecule: messenger RNA, 339 nt
Organism: Fusarium venenatum
Lineage: Eukaryota; Fungi; Ascomycota; Sordariomycetes; Hypocreales; Nectriaceae
Source: RefSeq, a predicted model, not a curated record